AUGGACUGUCGGAAUCACACUUGGCACAAGGCUCCAAGCAUGCGGGUGGUUCGAUGGUACCCUAAUGUGCGUGUUCUUGAUGGGAAAAUAUACAUAGCAGGAAGCGUUAAAGAUAGUCAGUCCUCAGAUUGGAUAGAGUGUUUCAAUACCAAAACCCAAAUAUGGGAGCAUGUGCCAUGCCCUAGUGCAAAAUUUAUACAAGAGAAUAAUUAUAUACACAAUAGCUUAGCGAUUGAUGGAAAGCUUUACCUCUUUGGGGUUAGGAGUACUGCGGUUUACAAGACCAAGGAAAACAGAUGGGAUGAAAUAGGGUCAACGGAGAUGGGUUUGAGUUGGGCUAGCAAUCCAUAUUAUUGCGUCAUAGAUAACAUAUGUUUCAUUUAUCAUUGGCUAUUAAAACGGCUCCAAUGGUACGAUAUUGAUAAAAGAUCUUGGAAAGAUCUAAAGGGUUUGGAGGAACUGACUAAAUUACUAAAAGAUUGUUACAAGAGUCGUCUUAGAUUAGAGAAUUACGGUGGGAAUAUAGCGGUUUUGUGGGAGAAGGAGGUGCAUGAAGAGAAGAUGAUUUGGUGUGCUGAGAUUGCCCUCGAAAAGCGCAAUGAACAUGAGAUUUAUGGUAAGGUUGAGUGGUGUAAUGUCGUGCUUCCCGUCCCCAUAACAUGUGAGCUUUUAGCAUCGUUUAUUGUUACUGUUUGA
This is a messenger RNA of Camelina sativa (false flax), 696 nucleotides long. NCBI's taxonomy places the organism in Eukaryota, Viridiplantae, Streptophyta, Magnoliopsida, Brassicales, Brassicaceae. The record is from RefSeq and is a predicted model, not a curated record.